AGCUGCAGUCUCAGUGUCAGAGUUGGCUGACGAUCCGGCUCAUGAAAGCUCAGAGUUGAUCAGACCUUCGGACUCUGAACCAGGACCUUCUGCUGCAGACCAGAGAGUGCUGCUUCCUGAUUGGAUUGUUUCACAGCUUGGAGGAAACAAACACCGCUGACCCACAGUCUUGACAUCAUUCAGCAGCAGCUGAGGCCAAAACGCCAUCACCUUGGAUGACCCACUGCUGUCCACACGCUGCUGGCGUUAACGAGAAACACAGACAGCAAACCGUUUCCUGUUCCUCUGUCUGACAUGGCAGUCUCUGAGCAGAACCUGGAUGACUACAGCAUCUACAGUCACCUGGCAGAUGAGGAGCUGCUGCAGAUCGCUGUCGAGAGAAGCUUGUCUGAUAAACAGGCUUCAUCAUCAUCAUCAUCAUCAUCAUCAGGCCCAAUCCAAACAAACCCUAACCCCACACACAGAGGUCCUGACCCCUCCAAAAGGGUGCAAACGGUUUCUGCACCUGAACCUGUCCCCCACAUCCAAAACUGUAUAAACCCUCCCACAGCCCUGUCACAGUUUCUCUACAAGGUCUACAAGAGAGAGGUCAGUCCGUUACAGUCCAUCAUCAUGAGUGGGGAUGCAGAGGCUCUGAUGGAAUUGGUCCGGAGGCGGUUAAGCAGCCUUAUGGAGCCAAAUGAUGAAGGCUGGAUCGCUCUUCAUGAAGCUGCUUAUUAUGGACAGCUGCAGUGCAUUAGGAUCCUGGUCAGAGCUGCACCUGACUCAGUGAACAGGGAUACUUUAAAGCAUGGUACUGCUCUGAUGCUGGCCAGUCAGCGAGGCAAUGUUUCCAGUGUUGAGUUUCUUCUGAAGCAUGGAGCUGACCUAAACAUCACCAACAAGGCCCAGGAGACACCGCUAUUUGCAGCCUGUGAGAAUCCAAACAAAGCCAUCGUAGAGCUGCUCCUGAGUUCAGGAGCUCAGGUUAACUGGUCCUGCAUUCAGGGGGGAACACCUCUUCAUGAAGCCUGCAGACAUGGACAGCUGAAGCUCUGCAAGAUGUUACUGGAUGCUGGUGCCAAUCUUAAGCUGAAAAACAUCUACAGUAUACAGCCAUUCUUUACCGCUGCACAGCAUGGACAUGCACAUAUAAUCCAACUGCUUGCACACAAAGGUGCAGAUAUAAAUGCACAGGCCGGAGACGGAGCCUCGCCGCUAUAUGAAGCCUCUAAAAAUGGUCACGUUUCAGCUGUGGAGGCACUGCUUACUUUGAAAGCUGAUGCCAACAGACCCACAAAGGCUGGACUCCUACCUCUUCAUGUGGCUGUUAAGAACAACCAUGCACGUGUCGUAUCCAUGCUGAUCCCAGUAACCAGCAGGAUCAGAGUCCAGCGCUGUGGGAUCAGUCCUCUACACAUUGCUGCAGAGAGGAACAGGGAUGAAAUAAUGGAGCUUCUCAUCGAGGCUGGCUUUGAUGUCAAUGCCAAGCUGUCGCAGGACUGGUCCAGGAUCUAUGAAGACCACCGAAGUACAGCGAUCUACUUCUCAGUCUACAAUGGAAACCUAGAAGCUACAGAGAUGCUGCUGGUUGCUGGAGCAAACCCCAACCUAGAUGUCUUCAACCCAUUACUCAUUGCUGUCCGGCUCGGCUGGGUGGACAUGGCAGCGUUGCUGCUGAGGUACGGUGCUGAUGUGAGUGCUCAGGUCUCCACACAGCUGUCCUCAUUCCCAUCGGCUAUCAUGCUCAGCAUGGACUCUCUUCCUGUGCUCAAACUGCUCUUGGACCAUGGCUGUGAUGCCCAUUCCUGUUUUGAGUGUUCCUAUGGCCAGAAACCACAUCCUGCCAUCGCACCAUCACGACGUCCCAUUGAAGAGCUGCAGUUUAGCGGAGAUUUGCCACCACAGCACCACCUUCAGUUUUGUGAGGCCAUCUCCAGCAUGUCUUUUUGCCCAACACCUGGUCCAAUCAUCUUGAUGCUGCUGGACUACGUCAGUCAUAUCCGAUUAUGCUCUCGACUGGUUGGAAUCCUGGAAAGUCAAGGCGACUGGGCACUGAUCAGACUAAAAGCUUUACCUCCUCAUCCUCUGAUGCAGCUUUGCAGACUGAAGAUCCGAUGCCUGGUUGGAGUCCAACGACUCAAACUGCUUCACACUCUGCCACUUCCUGUCAGACUUAUCCACUUCCUGCAAUACGACGUCCAGUGUUCACUCACCCUAGGGGUGUGAAAUUAAUGUGUUAGUGUCAUGGAAAUGUUGCUUUUUGCCUCACUAAAUCAUCAUGGUAACUGAUACUCAACACAUUAUCUGGUUGGGAGCAGGUUACGUUCAGAGUUUGAGUUCAUGUGGUAAUGCAGAAAAUAUAUAAAUGUUCUUCAACCUAAUUUGAAUCUGAGUCUCUUUCACACUGCUGGAAACACAGAACGCACAGCACCUGUUCAACCAAUCACAUUCAUUCACUCUGAUCUCCUUCAUCAGGCUGCGGGGCAGGAAGUUUUUCCAUGGAUCCAGAUUAAAGUCUCAAAGCUCUAAUGUGCAGAAAAUCAUUAACUGCAGUUCAAAUCUUUAUUGUACAGCUCUAUGCCACAAAUCAACAGCUUAACCCGUUUCUGAUUUUUUUUUUUUAGAUGGUUACGCUCAUUAUGGAUUUUAUCAUCAUUAUUAUCUGAUAACAUCUCUGUUUGGAGAAGCUGGAACUCAAACGGUCGUUUUGUGAGGGAGAAGAGUCAAAUGACCUGCAAAAUGUCCCUUGUAAUGUGAAUGCAUUGAGAACAUCUGACUGGGGUUUUAAGUUUGAUCGAGCCAGCUAACACAGAGAAAGCCUGGAUAUGUUGAGCUUCAUUGCUAGACUGUUUAGGAAACAGAAAUGUGACACUUUCUAUGUUUUUGAAGACACAAACAUCCUUUGUUAAGCUCCUCUGUCUGUGCUGACUCUUAGUGUGUUGAGAUUACCGUGUGGUGCUCUGGAAGAUGUUCACCUUUGACCAUAUUCAAAGUUUGAAAUCAGCAAGAGUUCAAAUAAACUUUUCUUUUUCAA
This is a messenger RNA of Oreochromis aureus, 3016 nucleotides long. Its product is annotated as ankyrin repeat and SOCS box protein 2-like. Gene Ontology annotation, molecular function: protein binding. The record is from RefSeq and is a predicted model, not a curated record. Lineage: Eukaryota; Metazoa; Chordata; Actinopteri; Cichliformes; Cichlidae. Bases 295 to 2208 code for a protein of 637 amino acids. Gene Ontology annotation, biological process: intracellular signal transduction. The transcript has 9 exons.